Messenger RNA from Homarus americanus (American lobster), 642 nucleotides. Its product is annotated as protein ZBED8-like. NCBI's taxonomy places the organism in Eukaryota, Metazoa, Arthropoda, Malacostraca, Decapoda, Nephropidae. The record is from RefSeq and is a predicted model, not a curated record. The coding region runs from base 1 to 642 and encodes 213 amino acids. The transcript has a single exon.
AUGAAGAGAGGUCGUCUCGAAAAUCAUUUGAAGGCAAAACACAGUAUUCAUGUUAAUUCAAAACUGGAGUAUUUUAAAUCCCUAAAGGAGAAGUUUGAAAAAAGAUCAACAAUAAAUUCAUUGUUCUCUGCAAGAAGUGCAAGCAAGGAUCGUGGUCUUGAGGCUAGUUAUGAAAUUUCUCUUCUCAUAGCAAAAUGUGGCAAAAAUCAUACAAUAGGGGAGAAUUUAAUUAAGCCCGCAAUAUCAACUUUUCUGAAAGUAGUUCUUGAAAAAGAUGACCAAGAUCUCAAAAGCAUGCCGCUCAGUAAUAAUACUGUUAGUAGCAGGAUUGAUGAAAUGAGUUGUGAUGUAGAAGUACAACUUGUUGAAAAAUUAAAAUAUACAAAUUUUUCAAUACAGUUGGACGAAUCAACUGUAAGAUAUAGUGAAGCUCUGUUAAUGGCCUAUGUAAGAUAUGUUGAUAAUGGAGAAUUUAUUGAGGAUAUGCUAUUUUGCGAAGCAUUAGAAACCACCACUAUUGCAAUUGAUAUAUAUAAGAAAUUAAAAACAUAUUUAGAUGAUAAGCAGAUACCAAUGGAGAACAUUAUAUCUUGUGCUGCAGACGGUGCUCCAGUGAUGAUGGGCAAGAAAAAUGGAGUUUAA